AUGCACUUCUUUUACCGUGCCGUUACUGCAUCUAACUUGUGGGUUGCCCCCAUCGUACCCAGCUACGCUUUACCACUCGCUUCCAUACACACAUUGGCGCUCACGGACUGCGGUCUUGAAAACUUUAUUUUUUUUCUUAUCUGCUGUGUGCAUCCACUCCACUACGUGGGCGAAACUAUACAACAUACACGAGCACGUGAGCUAUCGAGGUCUGCUGCGCUAUUCUGCUACCGUUUGAGCUGCACUUUGCCUCCUGUCCUCUCUCUUUUUCAAGGGCUUCUGUGUGUGUGUGUGCGUAGUUGUAGACGUGUCGUACCAUCCGUGCACCUGUUUGCCACGAGCUUCCGUGGCCUCAACAUCACCGUCUACUCUGUCAUUCACUCCCUGAGGCCUCCUUUUUUUCGCGCCAUCUUCGCCCACUACCGCCUGCGUGGUCUGUCCCUCCUUCCCCUCACCGUGCACCACCGUGCCGGUUUCACGCAAAUGCAAGGCAACAUGUACUCUCGGCAGAUGGAAUGGGCCGUGCAUCAGCAGCAGCCACAGCGCAUGCAGGACAAUUUACAGGGAGUCGCGUCUCGCGCCUACCACCUAGAGCCCAUUAGCCCCCUGCAGACGCGACAGCAGGGCGGUUGCAUGCCGGGUAUGAUGGUGGGGCAGCAGCCUGGCUGUGGUGUGAUGAACGGCCUGUCGGCGUACGGCCCGAGGCCCAUGAUAGGGGAUGCGCAGGAUGGGCACAUGGGCCCGCAGCCAGGGGAUGUCGCCCGUGCUACUGGCUAUGGAACUCAGGGCAUGCACGGCAAUAAUUCAAUGGGCUGCGGCCCUGCGGGGAUGGGGGGAGCAAACAAUUUGCAAAACGGCAAUGCCGUUCUCUUCGCUGCCGGGCCUGCUGCUAAAACGCCCGACUGGAACAACAUCAACUUCAACGGCAUCUUCAGCAACGCAGUCAACCCGCAGGUGCAGUCGUCUGUGGAGGUGCAGGACGAUGGUGAGCCGCUGCCGUUUCCUCCUGGAAACCUUCUUGCACAGUACCCGCUCGAGUACCAGCAGCAGCUCAUCUUCUACUACCGCCUGCUGCGCUUGCAAUACCCAGAGCUGUACAAGCAGUACGUGGACUACUACGUGAUGUACUAUGAGCCCCUCUACCACCCCGCCCCGCCGUCUCUCAGCAAGGACGAUCUCAACGCCAACCAACCGAGGAAGAAGGAGCCAUCUCCGCGGCAGACGCAGCGGGCCCAGAUGCAACCGCAGCAGCCAGUCAUGCCGCAGCCCGUGCAUCAGUCGCCGCGGAUGGAGCACCCGAUGCCCCCGGAGGGCAUAGGUCGCACUACAUCGAACCUCAGCGGAGGUCUGAAGCGGCAGAGCUCGCUGCGGCGGCAGAACUCGAUGCGCCGAAACGAGGUCAACCAGCUGAAGAAUGAGGGCAGUCUCAAGCGUCUUUCAAGUAUGCGUCAACAGUAG
Leishmania mexicana MHOM/GT/2001/U1103 is the source of this 1458-nucleotide messenger RNA. RefSeq lists its product as hypothetical. The transcript has a single exon. NCBI's taxonomy places the organism in Eukaryota, Euglenozoa, Kinetoplastea, Trypanosomatida, Trypanosomatidae. Bases 1 to 1458 code for a protein of 485 amino acids. The record is from RefSeq and is a predicted model, not a curated record.